Saccharomyces eubayanus is the source of this 3399-nucleotide messenger RNA. RefSeq names its product Ecm21p (gene ECM21). Lineage: Eukaryota; Fungi; Ascomycota; Saccharomycetes; Saccharomycetales; Saccharomycetaceae. The transcript has a single exon. The coding region runs from base 1 to 3399 and encodes 1132 amino acids. The record is from RefSeq and is a predicted model, not a curated record.
AUGCCUUUUAUAUCAUCGAGAUCAGUGGCGAAAAAUUCCUCGCACUCUUUAUCAGAAACAGAUCUGAACCAUUCCAAAGGACAACUCUCUCAAGCCUCCCCCACAAAGAAAUCAGGGUCCAUGCAGCAACGAAGAAGAUCCUCCACCAUCAAGCAUGCGCUGUCGUCGUUUCUCGGUGGUGCAGCCGCUAAUGCCACCUCAAAUUCCAUCUUGCCCAAAAGUGUGAAAAACGGCACUACCAACUUCAACAUCAGAAGCAGCCAUACAGACGCCCAGCUCUCGGGUAAAAAGCAGAACAAACAGCUACCCCAAGAAGCUAGACGACAUAGCACUACCGCCGUUACAGGCCCCAACAAUGAUAACGGCACCACCUCUCCGAGGUCCUCGACCUCGGACACUAACCGCCGGUCCCUGGGACGGUCGUCGGUAGAUCAGGACCCUCGGACCGCAGGCGUUCGCUAUUCGCAGAUUGAAGAGGAUAGCGAGGUCCUGGAUUUCGACGAUGACCACAAUUCAUCGGCCGUGGUGUCGAGCGACCUAUCGUCGGCUUCCUAUACAAGACUGACUAGCUCGAAAAAAAAAUUCAAUAAGCAAUUUUUGUCAGAAUAUCUAACCGCUAGAGGUCUAUUGAGCCCCAAAGCAGUUCUUUCGAAUGACGACUUGAAAAUUUCCAUCUCCACGAGCGGCGAAAGCGUUUUCUUACCAACGAUAUCCACGAACGACGACGAGUAUUUGACUAGGCUCAACGGGCUCAAUGACGGAGCAGACGAUGCUGAAGCUGAUUUUUUCCUGGAUGGUCAGGACCAGCCAGACAGCAAUGGUUCUGUUCCCACAAACAAUGACCUGCCCGCGACGACGGCGGCACAGGUCGCAGGAAGUGGCGCGGCAAAUGCCAAUAGGGACACACUUCUGAGAGAGAAUACUUCGGAGGAGCGUCCAAACUUGACUUCUGAUUCCACUUCAAGGUCCGUUGAAAUCGACAGCUCCAUGGUGUCGUAUAGCAUAGCCGUUAUAAUAUCUGUCAAGAAACAAACCCGGUUUGCCGACAUACAACUGGAACUAUGUUCGAGGGUUAAGGUGUUUUGGAAUACAGGCGUGCCCCCAACAAAGACAUUUAACGAAGAAUUUUAUAACGCUGCAUCGAUGAAAUGGAACUUAAACAGCGAAAAUUUCAAUUUGUUUGUACCGUUAAGCAUCUCUCCAGAUGACCAGAUGAUCGAAAAUAACACCAACGAUCGUCAAAUGAGACUUUUCAAAAACAAACCCGUAGAAGAAAGAACCUACUUGGACAAGACGAAAACGAAACAAGACCUCCUAGGCACUAUCGACACCAAAAAAAACUACCUGUACCAACCUGGUGAUUACGUGUUCUUGGUACCGGUCGUAUUCUCCAACCAUGUCCCGGAAACGAUUUACUUGCCCUCUGCACGUGUUGGGUACAGACUGAGACUUGCUACAAAGGUAGUUAAUAAAAAAGGCUUCUACAAUCAAGAUCCGAUUCCCCCUCAAUUAGCCGCAUCGCCUGAUUCUUCUUCGUCGCUAAGCUCUACUUCCUCUUCCUUAAAACUCACCGAAACGRAAUCUGCCCAAGCACACAAGAAGAUCGGAAAUGCCCUAUUCCAUAAGGUAAAGAAUCAUUUGCAUAUGAGUUCACAUCAACUUAAAAGCGAAGGAGCUGGCGAGGAGGACGUUUUUGCAGAGUACCCAUUCAAAAUCAUCAGAACGCCACCACCCGUUGCAGUGUCCACUGCGAAUAAACCGAUAUAUAUCAAUAGGGUCUGGACAGAUUCUUUGUCAUACGAAAUCUCCUUUGCUCAGAAAUACGUGUCAUUAGAUAGCGAUGUUCCCAUAAAGAUCAAAUUGGCACCAAUUUGCAAAAAUGUUUAUGUUAAACGUAUUCAUGUCAGUGUCACUGAAAAAGUUACCUUUGUCAGUAAAGGUUAUGAGUAUGAAUACGAUCAGACAGAUCCUGUCGCCAAAGACCCGUACAACCCUUAUUAUUUGGAUUUUGCCUCCAAGAGAAGGAAGGAAAGAAGUCUAUCCUUGUUUGAAAUCAGAACCAAGGAAAAGGGUGGAAGGGCGCUACGAGAAGAAAUUGUGGAGAAUGCGUUCAAUGAUAAUCUUUUAUCUUACAGUCCCAUAGAUGACGACGGCGAUACUAAAGGCAACCAAAGGGAAAGAAUUGGCAUUACGGAGCCAAUAAUUAUUGAAACAAAUUUGAAGUUCCCCAAAUAUGAAGAUUUAGAUAAAAGAACCGCUAAGAUAAUACCACCUUAUGGAAUUGAUGCAUAUGCAAGUAUUCCCAAUCUCGAACAUGCUCCAACUAACGGACCAUCUCAUCGUCGUCCAAGCGUGAUAGGAUUUUUGUCAGGUCAUAAAAACUCAAAGACUCAUGACGAAAAUGCAAAAACUGUUUAUGAUUCAAAAUUCCACGAAACAAGAAUCAAGACCAAUUCCGGCCUGCCUGUGAAAUCACAUACACGGUUAAACAAGCCCAAAAGAGGUUUAUAUCUGGACAGUUUACAUUUUAGUAACAUCUAUUGUAGACACAAGUUAGAGAUCAUGCUAAGGAUAAGUAAGCCUGACCCUGAAAAUCCAUCCAAAUUAAGGCACUACGAAGUACUGAUCGACACCCCUAUAUUCCUCGUAUCUGAGCUAUGUAACAGUGGUAAUAUGGAACUACCCACUUAUGACAUGGCUACAAUGGACGGCCAAAAUAACCACACUCCUGCUAGUGUGAAUAAUGAUUUUUUUGGAAACACAUGUCCACCUCCACCAACUUUCGAAGAAGCCAUAUCUGUUCCAGCUUCCCCCAUCGUUUCUCCAAUGGGAUCGCCUAAUAUCAUGGCAUCAUAUGACCCUGAUUUACUAUCCAUUCAGCAGUUGAACUUAUCAAGAACUACGUCUAUUAGUGGGCCAUCAGGAUCCAAUGACGAGAGUAGCUUAAUGAACACUAACCGUAACAGUAUUUCGAACGGUAAUGCAAUGAACGGAAAUAUUACAAAUUCCGCGUUUGCUUCUAACAACAGCGGCCAGGGCGUCGCCAGGGCAAGAGCCACAUCAGUCAACGAUAGGUCAAGAUUCAACAACCUCGAUAGAUUAUUGAGCACACCAUCACCUAUCAAUGUGUCGAAUGUCUCUUCACCAGUAAACGGCUCAUCACAAGGGUAUGGGGAUGCCACCAUACGAAAUUCAAACUCUUUCUCUGAAGAGAAAGCUGACAGUUCGAACGCUUUUUUCAAAAAGGGUUACACCCUAUCAAGUGUAAAAGACGACGAAGAAAAAGAUGGAAUAGUUAGUUCGAGUUCGGCAGAAUCAUUAAUUUCUCGUGGUAACGAGUUAUUGAACGAGCCACCACGUUAUGAGGRGAUAGUGCCUUUGAUGAGCGACGAGGAGUAG